Fundulus heteroclitus (mummichog) is the source of this 4966-nucleotide messenger RNA. RefSeq names its product SLX4 structure-specific endonuclease subunit homolog (S. cerevisiae) (gene slx4). Gene Ontology annotation, cellular component: nucleus; Slx1-Slx4 complex. Gene Ontology annotation, biological process: meiotic DNA double-strand break processing; resolution of meiotic recombination intermediates; DNA replication. Gene Ontology annotation, molecular function: enzyme binding; DNA binding. Lineage: Eukaryota; Metazoa; Chordata; Actinopteri; Cyprinodontiformes; Fundulidae. The record is from RefSeq and is a predicted model, not a curated record.
CGCUGUUCAUUGGAUAGUCCUCACGUGACCGGAAGUUAGAAAUGGAGCGGUUUCAGUAAAAAACGAUUUGAAACGUAAACAAGUCGUCCGUGUCUUUUCUCUAUGGUUUUAUACGUCAACAAGUAACGUUGCUUAAAGGCAACAAUCCUCGUUCUUGACGGCGGCGAACGACGUGUGAGGAAAUGAGGGAGCUGACUGAGCAGCCCCGGCUCGGGCAACGUGCCCAUUCCUGCCUAACGCAGCUGUGUUUGCGGGUCGGCGGUGGCAGCAGGAAACGCGCGGCUUUGAUGCGGGAGUAGGGACGCCGCCAUGAUGGAUGAUUCGGAGCUGGACUUCGUCGAUCUCUGCUCCAAGUUGCUGAAGCGGGUCCGCAAGAAGGCGGCAGACCCGGGCAGGCAGAGCAGGGAGGCAGAGCAGCGGAGCUCCGGCCACGCAAGCCGAGGGAACAAGAAGGAGACCAAGAAGCAGGAUGGGGACCGCGGCUCCAGGUCUGCAGCCUCCCAGCCGGUGGAGGCUGGAGGAAGUGGGUGUAAUUCAGGGGAUGCUGGCCAGCCUUCAGCCGGCGGAGGCCUGAGGGCAAAAGACAAAGUACUCCUCAGGAUGCAAGCGUUUAAGAGGGCUUCUCCACAGAGGAUGAAGCACGGAAUCGGACCGGCGACCUGGGACGACUGUGCGCUGACUGCACAGCAGCAAAAAGCAGAUAAGCCAUCGUCCCCCCGCUCUGGUCCCCACCCUGUUAACCCCGCGGAGAGUGAUGAGGCCGUGGCGCUGCGGCUGCAGCAGCAGCUGGACAGGGAGGCGGCAGAGGCCCAGGUGGUGGACCUGGAGGACGGAGGCCUCUUCUUCUGUCAGAUCUGCCAAAGAGACUUAUCACACAUGAGCUCCGAGGGGCGCACGCAGCACCUCAACAGGUGUCUGGACCAGAACGAACAGAGCGACCCGUCUCUCCCUCCACCCUCUGCUGUCCCCGACUGCCCCAUCUGUGGCAAGAGGUUCAAGAGCCAGAAGAGCCGCUCCGGCCACCUGAAGCGCUGCUCUGCAGACAUGGGCGUCCCGCCGGCGGUGCUGCUGCAGGCUCUGCAGCGACAGGCGGAGGAGAGUCGGAGCUCCACCACCGCCAACGCUCGGAUGCAGCCCGGCGGCAGCAAAAGGAAGGCUCCUGCUAAGCCAGAAGAAGCAAGGAAGAAGAAGAAGAAGAAGAAGAAGACGGACCCGCUGGAUGAGGAGACUAUGGUGGCUCUGGCUCUGUCCUCCUCCCUGCAGGAGCAGCAGAAGGAGCAGCAGGCGCCAAGUGGUCCGCCGCACGGCUGCAUGACUUCUGUGCUCACAUGGAAGCCAGACGCUGCCAGGAGACGUGUGAAACAUAAGAAGGCCGGCGUCCCUCGCCCCCCGCCUCUCCUCCUCGUCCAGGACGCAGAGACGGCCCUGGCGAGGCUGCAGGAACGAGUCUCCGCCCUCCUGCUCCGCCGCCGGGCGCCCUCUCCUCCCACGCCGACGCGCCGCCCCAGCAGGCUGCCCGGCCCGACGGGCGCAGCGCCCCUCUGGACGAAGAGCACGCUGCCGGACGGCGGCGCCGCCCGUCUGUCUGAUUUCUACGCCGCCGAGCUCCGGCACCUCUUUGCUCCGCUGGAGUCGGCGAAGGUGGAGACGGAUGCAGACUUAUCGAGCACCAGCGACAAGCCGGAGACGUCUGUCCCGCCUUCCUGCUCCCAGGCUGCGUCCGCCACCAGAGAGCUGCACGCGGGAAGCCAGGCCCUCCAGGUCCUGAUGGAGCUGGCCGAAGACGGCAUGACUCUGACGCAAUCUGGAUACUCUGACAAAGCCAAGCAGCUGAGCGGUUUCCUCCAGGAGGAAGAGUUGGCGGGUCGGGCCGAGCCGACACAGGACACCAGCAGCAGCAGCAGCCAGGCAGCAGCCAGGCGGUCAGAUCGUCCAGAUGCAGACAGAGACGGAGGGAUCCACGAGUCGGUGGCGCUGCUGUCCAGGCUGUCUUCAGACCUGAGCAGCAUGGUGAACAACCCUCAGCUCAGUGAUCUGCAGCUCCAAGUGGACAGCGGCGAGGUCUUCUUCGCACAUUCCUUCAUGGUGUACGCUCGCUGCCCCCUGCUGGCGGAAAUGGUGCAUGAGAGCGGGUUCGGGGUGCAGGAGGAGGGCGCGCCCGCGGCUCAGAGGGUGCUGCUGAGCGACGUGCCGGGCCCGGCGGUGUCGGCUCUGCUGCGGUACCUCUACACCGCCCGCUGCUCCGUCGCCGCGGCGCUGCGGCCUCACGUGCUGGAGCUGGCGUCCAGGUUCGACCUGCAGGAGCUUCAGCAGCAGCUACUGCUGCGUGAUUCACAGCCGGAGAACGCGGCGGGCGACCAGCCCGACCCGAGCCGGGAGGAAAACGUCUGCGACCAAACGGAUCAGGCCUUCAUGGAGCUCAUCCGAUCCAUGUGGCACGAGGAGGACGAGGAGGGAGGCGACACCGGGGACUCGGACGGCGCAGGGCGGCUGGAGGAGGGCCGACGAGAGGAGGAGGAGGACACCGCAGGCGACGGAGAGGAGCGAGUGAACGAGGAGGAGCUGGAGGAGAUCUACGAGUUUGCUGCCACACAGAGACAGAGGGAGGAGCGGCAGAGCAGCGUGGAGCAGGAGGAGGAGGAGGAGGAUGCAGCGGGUACAGACCUGCAGCCUGACCCCGGGUCAGAUCCCAGCUACAGUCGCCUGUUCUCUCAGUCCUGGGGCGUCUACGAUGACGCAGCGUCUAAACAUUCAGGCAGGAACUUGCUUCAGUCAUCAGCGAGUGUCGUAGACGAGCUUCCCCCCAACCUGCCCUCCCCAGGGCCGUCCCCGGGCCGAGCGGCCCACCGACCGGUGACCACUGAGAGCCAAAGUCCUCGCCGUACCCGCCUCCCUCUUUCGCCCGAUUCCCCCGCAAAGAAAGCCGAACCCGACCUCAUAGUUCUGUCCGAUUCCAGCGAAGAGACGGACGCAAACAGCCGGCCUCCGCCUCAGAGCUACACAGGCAUCAAAUCCAGUCACACCCCGAGUCCCAAAGACUCUGCUGGCAGUUUGGAGCUCAGCCCCGAUCCGGCCGGCUGCUCCCCAGAGCUCUCCUGGCUGAUCCCUGCCACGCCUCUCCAGGCUGGCCGGGACACGAGGACCAGCUCGGUGCAGACCGACAGCAGCAUGUGCAAGAAGCUUUUCCCAAGAGAGGGCUCCCCCCCACCCGCCUCGCCUCCCCAGAGCAAAGGCCGAGCCUCCAGCAGUCCUCUUAGACGCUCAGAUCUCAGAGUUUCUCCCAUAAAAUGUCGGAGCGCCAGUGAGAAAACCGAAGUCUUUGCCGCCCGCCUUUCCUUCAGAGAUCCCUCACAGCGAAGGUCUCCUCUCCUGCUGAGGUUUCCGCCGUGCAGCAGCACCCCGCUGCACCCAGAGCCCCCGCUGGCCCCCGUCCCCCCGGCCGCCUGGCUGCUCCACGGGGGACCGGAGGGGCAGGACGUUCCCGGGCGAAUGACAGAGAGGACUUCCUUAGAAAGCCUGGAGGCAACAGAGUUGGGGAGCUUUCAUCUGUCUCCUCUAUCCAGCCCCUCAGAUCCGCCCUCCUCUUCUUCUCACGCCAAAUCCGGCGUCCAGCACGGUCUCCAGAGGACAGCAGGGAGGGACGAGCCAGAGGAGAUGAAGGGAGACGUAUGUGGUGCAGAUGUCCUGGAGUCCAGUUUCCACCAGAGCUUCAUGGAUGAACCUCCGAUAGCGUUCAAUGAUUCCUGGGGACCCGACGGCCACGCAGAGCCCAGUCCAGGCGGCUUCAGCCUCAGACUCAGAGAGAGUGGAGAGUCCAGCCCGCCAGAGAGAGCCGGGUCCUCCUCCGCCUCCAAGCCGGCGUCCGAUAGCAGCAACCAGAAUCCCGCCGCGGGCCCGCCUCACCGCUCACCGGAGAUCGACAACGCGCUCCUGGACUCCAAAAUAUGGGACAGCUGGGAGGGGGAUGAAGAAGAAGAGGAGGAAGAGCAGGACCUUCCUCUUUCUCAAAGGCUGAACAUGGACGCGCUGCUUAAAACUCCAAAACCGUUGAAGCAGAGACGGCGCCGCUCCGUGGUCCCCAUCACUCCCAUGCCUCACUACUCUGACAUGGACACACCGGACCUCAAGAGCAAACUCAGCAGCUUCGGCGUGCGGCCGUUACCCAAGCGUCAGAUGGUCCUCAAGCUGAAGGAGAUCCACCAGUACACCCACCAGCUGGCCAGCUCCGACUCAGAGGAGGAAGAAGAGCCCCCCCGGGCGAAGCCUCCGCUCAGCGGGGCGGCCUCCUGCGCCCAGACGGGGCGGUUUAAAGAGCCGAGGGCGCCUGCCACCACCUCCCCCAUCAAAGCUGACCAAGAGGAGGACGGCGAGGUGCUCUCUGCCUCUCAGGGCUCCAACACCUCCUCCACCGCCGCCAGCGAGGAGUCCGAAAGGUCCAACCCCGAGCUGGUUCUCUCUUCUGACGGCGACUCGGAGAGCGAAGGCGGCAUCUCGUCCUCCCAGGCUGCGUCGCGCCUGCAGGACCGCCUCCAGGCGGUGCGCGCCUUCAUCCUGUCGGACUCCAGCCUGUACAGUCGGAUCCUGCAGUACCGGCCCUUGGUUCUCUCCCAGCUCCAGCAGCAGCUCAAGGCGGCGGGGAUCCGCCUGGGCGCCGCCAAGCUGGCCGACUACCUGGACUCCCAGUGCAUCACCUUCACCACGGCCAAGCCGGGCCGCCCUGCAGCCGCACGCAGACGGGCCAAGACGGGGGGCCGGGGGGCGAGAGGAGGGAGCAGGAAAAACGGCGCUUUGAAACUUUAACGGAGAGAUGAGACAGAUUUGUCUGGAAGCUAAAGUUAUAAAGCGUUUACUCAGGUUUAAACUUUGUACAUAGUUUUUUUUUUUUAAAAGGUUUAGGAUUUUAGGAGAUUGCUUUUCAGAUGUUGCAUUUAUUAUAAUGUUAAAAUAAAACAAGUGUUGUACCGUU